GCGAGAGGAACCCUGGCUUGUGUGUAGGUGUUCUGCCUAAAGGAUCUUCAGUCUGGCUUGAGCUGUGGCCGCGCUAACACCUCCGAAAAGAACAGGCCUCUGUCGCAUUUAUUUUUUUUUUUAGAAAUAAUAAUAAUAAACGAUUAACACUUUUCGGCGGCUGCGACCUUCCUUCCUUCCCCCCUUUUUGAAAACUGAUUUUAACGGGCCCUUUUGACGAAAACGUAGUGGCAUCCUCCUCGACAGGCACGCAAAAGCAAGCAACCAACGGCGCCUUCGACGACGACCCAACCCAACGGAGGGGAUGAGCUCGGUGGCGGCGCCCCACGGGGCCACCACCGCCCUUCUAGACCUCGAUGCCAUCACUGAUGAAGAAAGACUGAGGUCUAUGUGGCAGACGGCGGAGGACUUCGGUGACCGCAGGCGCAUCAGGGCAAGGAUGUACAGACUGCGAGAGCAGCGGCUGAGGGAGAUGAUGCAGAACGACGAGGAGAGCCUUGGCACCCUCAACAUCGCUGAGGAUGACCCAAACUCUUUCCAGUCGACGGAGACGACCAUCACCGUUAGCGACGAUGGCAAGACAACCACGCGACGUUCCUCCAACAUACAGGUCACAAUGCACAUGGAUGGUGACAAAGCUGUAACCGACUCGAUCUCGACACAAAACGUACGAUUAGGCGGCCUUACGAUGCGAGGCAUCGACGCUGACGACAUUAUCCAAGACCGCAUCCAGAAAGCCAGCAAAGACCGCACAGCUCGGUACCAGAUCAUCAAAGACCUUUCCGAUAACGACGGCCACAGCGACGGGGAUGCCGUUGUGUCCAUCACCAAGUCGACCUAUUCCAUACAGUCCAAUGCUCUUGCAGGCGAAGGUUACAUCUCCAUGAAAAACAAAGAGGUCAGAGACUCCGUGUCACCCACUCGCAUCAUGAGGGAGAGGAGGUCCUCUGCCGAAGAAGAUGCCUCGGCGAACGAAGGUCGCCUGACCUCCGAUGAUGAAGCUGCUCUUAAGACUGAAAGUGAGAACGUCAUCAAAGCCCUUGAAACUUCGGUGCCAAAGACGACUUCAUCAUCCCGCAAGACUUCGAGAGAAGAAAGGACAUCCACAACCAGGACCUCGACGAAGACCAGGCAGUCAGAAAUCCCAGUCCGUAAAGAAUCGACACGUAAGAUCUCCGAAAGAAAAACGUCAAGGGAAUUAGAUUUAAGUUCAGCAAAACGCGCGACUACAGACAAAUCAUCACCGACUUCACCCACAAAACGUACGCCAGGGGAAACGACAACUAGAACUUCGCUUAAAACAGGGUCACAGAGGGAGGCAACAACAACCGGUUCAAAGACCACUUCUAAAACCAACACCAGAACUACAUCUUCUACUAGGAAGGACAAACUUGCAGAGAUUGAGGCCAAGAUGGAGACCUCAAUUAUGUCUGAACUGGAUAAGCUUGAUUCUUACUUGAAUGCCAGUGUUGAUGACGACGAUGAGGUCAUCAUGGAGGAGGAGGAGGACUGUGUGGAUGAGUCUGGUAAUGUUGUGAAAAUGUUGGUGCAAACCCGUCGCAAGAAGGACGGCACAGAAUGCACAGCCAGGAGGGUGGCUCGUUCCACCAAGAUCGUCAACAGUGAGAGCGAAAUUGACGAAAUACUUAUUGGUAAUCCAGAGCACGAGGUCAUUGAGCGAAAUGUUGCAGAGGAAGUAGAUAAGGAGGGCAACAAGAUCAAAAUUAUCACUGAAACACGACAGAGGCCAGAUGGCAUUGUUUACACCACGAAGAACAUACUGAAGACCUCAAAGAUCUUUGAUUAUGAUCACCCUGAAGAUAUUGCAUACAGUGAAGAAGAUGAACUCAUCUCCACAGAUCAGACUGAGGAAACUGAUGAGAACGGUUGCAAAAUUCAGACUGUGACUGAGACCAGACGCAAAGCAAACGGAGUCGAGUACACAACGAAGAAAGUGUAUAAGACUUCCAAAGUGAAAAGUACACAGUUAACACCUUCUGAUGACGAUGAGAUCAUAGACACGAAAGAAACGGAGGAGAAGAAAGAAGAUGGCACCAUCAUCCGUACAGUCAUUGAAACUCGUAGAACGAAGAAUGGCGAAGAGUACACCCACAGGCAGGUACUCAAGUCCCGCAGAAUGACUCUUUCUGGAGUUGAUGUGCAGAAGGGUCUCCCUACUAUGCAGAAUGAUGACGAAAUUCUUGACAAGAAGGAAAAAGAGGAGAUUGAUGAAAAUGGAAUGAAAAUCAGAAUUGUUACUGAAACACGGAAAAGGCAGGAUGGAUCAACUUAUUCAUUUGAUUAUGUCCUACGCAGCUUCCAAGGAACAGAGGAGGAAAUGAAGAAUAUGCCAAUCACUGCUUCUUCUGGUAACAUUGCUGUAAGUGCUGAAGAUGAACUAUUAAAUGAAGAAGUAAAAGAGGAAGUACAAGAGGAUGGGUCAACAGUCAAGACAAUAAUCGAACGCAGAAAGGCAAAGGAUGGCACAGAGUACCUCCGUCAUCGUGUGAUGAGAAUCCCAAAAAUGCCUGAACCUGUAUUUACAGUUGCAAAUCUAGAAGAUGAAGUACUGCAAGAGGAAGUGAAUGAAGAAACACUGGAUGAUGGCACUCAGUUUAAGGCAGUGACAGAAAGACGACGCAGUAGUGUCUCGGGUGUCCAGUAUACAUUGCGUAGGAUGUCAAGGGUAUACCAACAACCAGCAAUCCACCCCAAAGCAAAUGAGGAUGAAAUUUUGGAUGAAAAUGUUGCAGAAGAAGAAACUGAUGAUGGAACCAUAAUCAAGACGAUAAUUCAACGCUACCAGAGACCAGAUGGUUCAGUUUAUAGUACUCAUAACAUACAUAAAAUGUUCAGUUCCCCUGCACCUGUCACAUUUGUUGGAACUGAGGAUGACGAGCUAGUUGAUCAGACUGUUGAUGAACAAGAGACUGAAGAUGGUUGUAUUAUCAAAACAGUCACAGAGACUCGCCGAAGAGCUGACGGAGUCCAGUACACAGUUGAGCGUGCUGAAAAAUCCACCAAGUUUGGACCUCAGGUUCAUGUGACUUUCAAUGCCAGCCAGCCACGAAAGCCUGAAGAUGUAGUGCAGGUUGGCAGCCCUGAAGACACAGUUGUGAGUUCUGAAGAGCAAGAAUACCAAGAGGAAGAUGGAACAACUGUCAAGACUACCAUCGAAGUCAGACGCCGGGUAGAUGGCACAGAGUAUACAGCUAAGACUGUGUUAAGAUCUACCGCCGUACUAGUCCCUGAACGAGAAACAAGCUAUGUUGUCAUUAAACCUGAGGGAGGCGAUGAAGAGGAUGAAUCUGGUUUAUUCCCAUCCCUGGAUGAUGAGAUCGUGUACACAAGGAAACGAGAAGAUAAAGAUGCUUAUGGUAAUCCAAUUACUGUUGUCAUUGAGACUCGCCAGACCAAGUCUGGUGAGAAAUACAAUAUCACUAAGCGAGUUCAUACUAAAGAUGUUCUCUUGACAGAGGAAGGGGAGAAAGAAAUCCCAAGAAAAACAAUGAAGUCAACACUUGUUGCAAAUCUUAAAACUAGAUCUACCCCAGAUCAAAAGAAGCCUUCCCCAUCAGAAACAACAGAAGACACCAAAGACGAUGUUCCUUACGGAUCUGUAUCCGCACUGAAGAAUCGCUUUGCACCAGUGAACAAGAAACCUGAUUCAUCUCCAACCCCUAAGUACACCAAACCAGAUCGCCUGAAUACAUCAAACAAAAAGAAAUUCUUUGAAGAGGCAGCCAAAGAAGCUUCUGGAAAGGUAACUACCAGUAAAUCUUUCACUCCAAAGCCACUCAAGAUUAAAAAGGAUAUCGAAGAAGACAGAGCAGAUAAAAUUUCAUAUACUUCUAAGGAUAAGGCAUCUAUUGAGGUUAAACUUCGUGUUGAAGACGAAAAAGUUAAAGUGGAAGAUGUCGAAGCCCGCAAUGUUACUUAUACUGAUUCUAAAACACCAGGAGAUACGGUAAAAGAAAGAGACCUUGAGGGACAGCAAGAGCCAGAAGAUUUGGAAAACUUCGAAAACGAACCAGAACCAGAACCAGAAACUGUGGAUGAACCAAAAGAAGAAAGUAGUGAACCUGAACCAGAUGUAGGAGAUUCUUCUCCAGCCGAAGAGGAGCCACAAGAAAUAAAGCCCAAAAAGGUUGAAAAAACUAAGAAACCAUCGUCAGUGUCAAAGAAGGUGGAAGAAAAACCAAGAAGGCGGCAAGAUUUAAGCCCUAAAAAGAAGCCAGAGCCCACUGGUUCACCUACUAGGCGUACUCCAUCCAGCAGGGAGCCCAUUGCACCAAAAGAAUCACCAAGACGUGCUCCAAAACCCAUCAACACAUCUCCGCAAAGAGUUCCUAGCUCACCAAGACGUGGUCGAUCUCCAAAUAGGUCUGGAGUAUCCACACCAAGAGAGGUUACACCCACUGGUCGCCAGUGUUGCAAGAGACACAGGGAAGCAAAUGCAAAUGCUAAUGCCAGUGCUCCAGAAAGUGUAAGCCCAACUAGAACUCAGAAGUCUCCUAGAUCAACAGUUCCUACUAGUAAGAAACCAGGUUCACCUGAGGGCAAACCUAGAAUGAAUGGUGACAUUAAGCGUAGCCCUGAGCCCAAAAUGAAUGGCGAUGUCAGCAGGAAGCCUGAUGAUAGGACUUCCAGAACAAGAAGGCCAUUGGAUAGGACAAACGAACCAGAGAAGACUACAACUCGCCCAUCAAGGCUCAAUCAGUCGCCAAGAAAAUCUCCAACAUCAAAGUCGCCAGAAAAGCGAGAGCCCACCCGGCCUCUGUCCACAAGAGGUAGUGAUAGGAAAGCUCCAAGCAAAUCUGUUGACUCAGAACCAAAAGGAAAACCAAAAUCAUCAUCGCUUAACAUACCAGAACCAGCUGAUCCUUUAGUGUCACUUCCAGAGACACCAAUGACUGAAGGAAUGAAGCCUCUUCCAGUAGAUGAUGAUGAUGAUGACCUUGUCAUUGAGGAUGUUUCGAAUGAGCCUGAUCUACCUUAUCAUAAAAUUCAUCGUCCAUCCCUGGUCCGUGAACCCUCAGAGUACCCAGAUGUGGAUGGUGAAGGUGAGCAGCCUGAUGAUGCCUUUGUUGAAGAGUCACCCGAUGAGCGUGAGGAGAAGGAACCCGUAAAGGAGGACCUUGUAAAGUCAAGAAAGCCAAAGCCCUUGGAAAGCCGACCAAGUGACAAGUCCCUGACUUCAAAGAAACAGCCAGAAACCAAGCGACCUGUAAGGGACAGACCUUGGCUGACUGAGAAAAGAAACUCUUUCGAAAAGAAACCAAGUGAAACGAAGUUGUCAGCAGAUAAGAAGAAGCUUUUUGAAAGAAAGCCUAGUGAUGAUAAACUGAAAAAGCCAAAAGAAGAAAAGAAACCAACCAAGAAAACCCAUCCAGAGGAUUCUUCUCCAAGCGAGGAUGAAGGCAAGGAAAAUGGAGUGCCAGAAACAGAGGAUGCUCCUUCACAAGAAAUUCCUGGCAGCAAUGAGGACAUCAGCAAGAAAUCUGAGGAAAUAUCAUCUAGAUUGCUGGAAGACAUAGAGAAAUCUAUUGAAUCAGAGAUCAUCACCGAGAAGAAUGUAUCAACAACUGAAGUGUCUGCCAAAAGAUCAAUGUUUAAUCGUCCCUCCCUUGAUAAGAAGAAGGACACCCCUACAAGGAAGCCAUCGUACGAAAUAAAGGAAUCUGUCUUCGCCAAGCGGUCUAUGUUUGAACAGCCAAAACAGGAUCCAGUGCCAUCCCCAUUGCGAAGGCCAACACUCAAAACAACAAGGAAGGAUGACUCGUACAAGAAACCAGAGGAGCCUAAGCAGCCAGUGAAAGAACCUGUGAUUGUUCCAAAGUACAUUCGCCCACUUGGGGAAGAUGGAGAUGAACCAGAAAAGAAGGUGGUAGAGGAGGAAGUGAAAUUAUCUUCAAGUAAACUAGUAAUGAAUGCCUCUGCAGAGAUCACCAAGACCACCAAGAAGAGUGACCUCCAAAAACCUGUAGAUGAUGACGAUGAUGCCGACCAGGUUACCCCUCUGAAGAAAGAACGUUCGCCCUCACCUUUCUCUAAAGAGAGCUCUCCUGCUCCCCGAAGCAAAGAAGGAUCUCCAUCUCCAUUUAAGAAAGAAGGAUCACCCACCAGAUUUGCCACAGGAAGGCCAGUGGACAGCGGAAUCAAUGCUGACAAAAUUCGGCGAAUAGAGCGCACAGCUAGUAAUAAGAAGCUAUUCGAGGACUUAGAAGUAUCACGCGAAACACUUCCAGAAUACAUUAAAAACAUUGACAAUAUUUUGGAUGUUGUUGUUCUUGAGAGCAUGCUAGAACAAGCCCAGACAUACGAAGAGCGACGCCUUAUUCGAGGUCAGAUCAGGAUCGCCAAGAAGCAGAGCACCACCACCACCACCACAACCACAACCACAUCACACAAGCGUGUUGUAGACUCGACACCAUCUCGUCCUGGCACAACAGCAUCCCCCCAGCCAACCAGACGAGAGGAUCCUAAGCCGCACAGGGAUGCAAAGCCAAGAGACUCCAAUCUCACAGAGACAUCAAACAAACCCUUGUCCAAAUAUGAGGAUUCGGAACUUUCUCCGAGGGACGACUCCCUCCUGCCUGAUGAAGAACCUGUGUCCCCAAGGCGCAAAGUCUCUGAGGAAUCUGUGUCCCCAAGGCGCAAAGUCUCUGAGGAACCUGUGUCCCCAAGGCGUAAAGUAUCUGCUGCAGAAGAAGAGCCUGCGCCAGAAGCCAUUCGCGAGACGAGAGAGCCUUCGAGGUUCGGCCGAAGAACCUUCAGGGACCCGAGUCCCGAGCCGAGAGACGUCCAGGAUUCCCCGAGGUCGAGACGGAGCGGCGACGACGACGAAGUCAGCUCCCCGAGAGAACCCUCGAGGUUCGGCCGGAGAACCUUCAGGGACCCGAGUCCCGAGCCGAGAGACGUCCAGGAUUCCCCAAGGUCGAGACGGAGCGGCGACGACGACGAAGUCAGCUCCCCGAGAGAGCAGCCCAAGAAGAAGGAGGUCAAACCAGAGGAGCCGAGGAAGUACGAAUCUCCCUCGAAGACGAGGGAGACUCCGAGGACCAGCAGGUUCCAGCCAGUGACUUCGAAAGCAGCUCCCUCCAACGAGCCCUAUUCCGAACCGCUGAGGUACCAGAAGAAACAAGGUGGAAGCACCCCUUCGAAGCCAGCCACGGCCCAGUCCGACGUCGACAAAAUAGUCAGCGCCUACGGCGUUGGUCCCACCGACGACAACGGCAUGCCCCUCUUCGGACUGCGAGCCCUGAAGAAGAGGUCUCCAGCAGCAGCAGCGCCGGCUGAAAGCACUCCCAAAGAGGACGACAAGCCAGCGCCCUCUGUUACGGAGACACCGGAACAAGGCGCCGAUCAACCCUACGAGCCGCCCACAGAUGCAUCAGGACUGCCAAUCUUUGGUCUGAGAGCUCUGAAAAAGGCUACCUCUUCUGUAACCGCUACAGAAAAGGCAAUUGAACGAUCAGAAGUUCAAGAGACACGAGAGACUGCUUCCUCCUCUGUUGUCGAGAGUAGCCGCUUAGUAUCUGGCAUAGUAACUCAGAGACAGACACAUGCUAAGGAGACCUCUCCGGGUCUAGUCAGGAGCCUAAGAGACUCUUUUAGGAGAAGGGAGACAUCCGAAGACUUACAACAACAGACACCUACAGGCAAGGCUGAAGAUGAGGUCAUCAUUCAGAGAUCACAGCCACUAAGAGACAUUUUAAAGCUGCAUGAAGCUAAAGUACAAGAACCAGCCACAGUCGAGGAGUCCCCACGUCUCAAGCCUAAACAGAGACUACGGGAGAACUUCGAAGUACCUGAGAGACAAGAUAGCCGCGUACACAAGACCUGGGACCUGGAGAGCGACUUGAGCACAAGGUCCCUAGACAUGAAGAACAUCAUCGCCCGCCACGAGACCAUCACCUCGGAGGCCUCGCCCAAGCCUGAGAAGAAGUUGACCGGGAUUCUCAAGAAGACCUCGAGUACAAAUCUCCUAGGCGCUGACAAAACUUCUUCCAUUUCCUCCACAACUGAGAGAAGUUCUCAUGAAACCACCACAAAAUCAUCCAUAACUGAGCAAGUUAACACCACCGAUGACAUCCUCGAGACACUGACUGAAGACCAGAUCACUCAGCUCUCCAAGGAGUUUGACCUUCGUGCCCAAGACGAUGGGGUCAUCAAGACUGAGGAGUCGAUGGAGGAAUUGACUGGUGGUUACCGCGUCUCCUCCAGGACCACCAGUGAAUAUCCUGAUGGUGCUAAAUUUGAGAGGAAAACUUCCUACACAGAGAUCAAGCUUCAGCAGCCUAACAGGGAAGAACGCUCUCGAGUAGUAACGUCCUCCUCCACCGCCACCGUCGACCACUCCUCCGGCGCCACCUUCAGCUCGAGGGACUCCCACCACAGCAGCGGCAGACGCAUAUCCUUCGAGGAGGAAGUCGUUGGAGGCGCCCCAGAGAUGAGGGAGGGCAGGAGCUUCUUGGAGGAUCGCUCCAAGGUGACCGGUUUCAGCGAUGUCUUGUCACGCAUGGGCGCUACAGAAGCAGUUGACCACGAAGCGAAGGUGACCUCGGAUGAUCAAGCCCGUUCGUUGCUGAACAAGUUUUUGGGAGCUCAAGUCCUUAUGACCGGCGUUGAAUCCAUGAUGGCCUCCUCCUCCAUCUCGGAGUCAUCCAGGACUGUGACUGGCAGUGACGGUGUAGCAGUGACGACCAAGCAGGCCAGUGGCCACAGUACGAGUGCGGCGGCCAAAGACGGAGCCCUGAGCCAUCAUUCCAGCAAGUCUUUCAGCACAGGACCCCAGAUCACCACUGGCAAGGCGUCCUCGAUCUCAAAUCAGGCGCAGGGAGAGUCAGUGAUAGUGUGCGGGGUCAAUAUUUCAGAGGUCACAGACGAUUUCAAGCUAAAUCAACUGCUUGAUUCCUGCGAUCAAUAUGAAGACCGCAGGAAAAUCAGAAUGCGCCUCAAGACGCUCAUGGCUGAGAAGAAAGCUCCACAUGAUGGGCUGAGUGGCCAUGACUCGGGUCGUGGGUCUCGCACCCAGGGCUCCUCGGCGCAAAAGUUUGAGGCAAUGUCCAAGACCAAUAAUUAUUCUAAAGAAUCUAAUUUGCGUAGCAGUGAGGAUGUGGCGCUGGUUAACGACUGGUUGAAGGAGAACUUCCCCGAUCACCGAAGUCAGGGUGGCGCCCGCCAAGGAGAUGCCAAUGCCUCCUCCACCAUGUCCCCCUUCGGCACGUCCCGCACCUCAACCACAGACACGCGCAGCUCCAGCCAAGUCAAUGUCCAAAAGAGUUCCUAUUCUUCAAAUGUCUCUUCCUCCACAACUUCAUCAUUCAAGACAUCUGUCAGUAAAGCUGACAGUAAAUCGGUUGUGUCUCCAUUUGAUAAGUUCAAACAGAUGGAUACACCGACUCCCCGAACACCAAACUCUAAGUCGAAGUCUGCGGGUGGUGGCCCACUUUUCCAAUUAUCCAGUCAGCUGAGUCGCAGUGCCUCAGGGGUGAAGGAUAUGCUUCUGCAGUGGUGCCAGUGCCGCACCCGCGACUAUAAGGGAAUAAAGAUUGAGAACUUCAGCACAAGUUGGAAUGAUGGUAUGGCCUUCUGCGCUCUUAUUCACCACUUCUACCCCGAUGCCUUCGACUUUGAUAAACUAGACCCUAAGAAUCGCCGUUACAACUUCGAUCUCGCUUUCCGAGUGGCAGAUGAGAAAGCUGGAGUAUAUCCCCUCUUGGAUGUUGAUGACAUGGUCAUGAUGAAGAAACCAGAUUGGAAAUGUGUGUUUACCUACGUUCAGGCCCUUUAUAAACGACUUAAAGAUGAAUAGUUGUGUUUUAAAAUUAAAGGUAACUGUGAAUGAAAGGGUUAAAAUUUUUUUAUCUAUACACUGAAAGAGCCUUUUAGGUUCAGUUAUAGUGUAAUAAGUGAUAAAAGAAAGUUAAGGAAGAUUCAAGUGUUUAUUGUUUACAUAAAUACAGUAUUCACAUUGGUUGGCCCUGCUGUCUACAUCCUAGAGUGUCUGCAGCUAUGUUAUGUGUCUGUCGUCUAGUAGUAGUGUAUAUUAUGUUUUUUUGAAAAAAAUUGCCAUUGUAGAAUUUUGCUGUUAAUUUCUAUUUAUUUAUUUAUUUAUCCAUAUUCUAAUGGGACCAAAUUCUAUGGAGUGUCAUACAGUGAACAGUGUUCUAGUGUACCAUGUUGUAAAAUAGUACAGUAUGUGAAAAAUAUAUAUAAAAAAAGUGAAAAUUAGCAAAUUCCAGAGCACUUUAGGUCAUAUCGACUUUCCUACAUGCUGAAGGCACAACGUGAAGGGUGCCAAGGAUACUUCACCAUUAUCUUAUCAUGUUGAGCCUAAAUUAUCAAAUAAAUUUAUUGGUCCUUGGUAGAAUCUUCGAUGAAGUAUCCUUCAUGGCACAAACUAUAUUUUUAUGUAUAGAAAGUCACAAUAGGUUGCAAUGAUCACACGUGUUUCAUUGUUAAUCAUACCAUAGCUGUAUUUAACAUUUGUACUAUAUAUAGUACUCACAAUACAGAGCUCAAUGUAUUCUCUUGCAAAGGUAUAAGAUUUUUUUUCUUUCUGAAUUAGCAUCAUUUACAGUAAUAACCAAUACUUGGGUUAGGGUGAUGCUUUUUUUGUACUUCAUAACUAUACAGUAUGUAUAAAUGUGUAUUAUGCAAAUGAAGAUAAAAGUUACUAAGUUGUAGAAUAGGGCUCGUGGUACUUGCUGUGUUUCAGAUGUUUAAAUAUGCUGUAUCCUGAUGCUUCUUUCCUUUUAAACUGUAAAUUGAUAACAAAAUUUACACUUUUGUCUUUAGAAAUAUUCUCAUUUACAUUUUUGUGACAGAUGCUAUUCUUUCUCCUCUCAUAUAAAAAUAGUAAUGUUCAUUUUUUUACCCUUUCGCAGCUAAAUCUCAUUUAUUUAAUGCUGUGAUAUUAUUGUGACAUAAUCUGGUGCCAAGCAGUGUCUUAUAGGGAUAAGUAAGAGUUUAUCAGUACAUAUGGUGCGUUUUUAGGAGAGAACUUUGUCUGAAAUCUCACCGGGGAAAAAGAAAGAAAGUUGAAAAUAAUCCCCAUGGUUCCUUUUGAUUAGAAUAGUGCUUGAGAUUUUGUACAGAGUACGUACUUUUGCCUUGAUGGCAUUACUUUUCUUUGAAUUUAAAGGGGAUAUUUUACAUAUAUAACACUUCAGUAAGUUCUUUCUAACACAUUUCAUAUUUCAUUAUAUAUAUAUCUUGAUACAGUAGUUCAGCUUCAAAUAUAGUGUAACUAUUAUAUUUAGAAGAUAAAUACAAUUUUUCCUUUUUUAUGAAAGCUGAUUUGUGUGCUUAAUUACACUUAUCAUGGAAUGCUAUUACGUAUUAUGCUUAUGGAGCCUUAAUGCUGAAAAUUGUCAUGGAAUAAAUGUGAAUAUCU
This is a messenger RNA of Macrobrachium nipponense, 11401 nucleotides long. Its product is annotated as titin-like. The record is from RefSeq and is a predicted model, not a curated record. NCBI's taxonomy places the organism in Eukaryota, Metazoa, Arthropoda, Malacostraca, Decapoda, Palaemonidae. Gene Ontology annotation, cellular component: filamentous actin; microtubule organizing center. Gene Ontology annotation, molecular function: protein binding. Gene Ontology annotation, biological process: actin cytoskeleton organization.